Anolis carolinensis (green anole) is the source of this 4117-nucleotide messenger RNA. It is a transcript of the gene dhx37, whose product is annotated as DEAH-box helicase 37. Gene Ontology annotation, molecular function: ATP binding; ATP hydrolysis activity; helicase activity. Bases 59 to 3466 code for a protein of 1135 amino acids. Gene Ontology annotation, cellular component: intracellular anatomical structure; nucleolus. NCBI's taxonomy places the organism in Eukaryota, Metazoa, Chordata, Lepidosauria, Squamata, Anolidae. Gene Ontology annotation, biological process: maturation of SSU-rRNA from tricistronic rRNA transcript (SSU-rRNA, 5.8S rRNA, LSU-rRNA). The record is from RefSeq and is a predicted model, not a curated record. The transcript is spliced from 27 exons.
UAGUGUUCCACCAGAAUAGUUUCCGGCGGAAGUGCUUGUCGUGUGGAGACUCAGCGGCAUGGGGAAGGCGAACAAGCGGCGGCAGGGGACGGCGAGGGGCCCCGGGGAGCCUCCGCCGGCCCCGGAAGCCGUGCAAGUGGAGCUGGAAGAUGAAGCCAUCUUGAAAGGGGUCGGUGGAAGCAAUGCCCUGGUUCUCCCGUCACGAAAAACCAAAGAGAAGAAAGACGUUUGUGAAAAGCGCCCAGAAAAGAAGCCUCUGAGCAAGAAGCAGAAGAAGAUCCUGCAGAAGGUUUUGGAGCAGAAAGAAAAGAAAGCAAAGCGAGCUGAAUUGCUGAAAAAGCUAAGUGAAGUCCAGGCUUCUGAGGCUGAAAUGAAAUUGCUGUACACCACUUCCCAGAUAGGGACAGGGAAGCGAAUGUACCAGGCGAAACGGGUCGCCCACGAAGUAAGUGCCUCCUGUCCUGAAAAAAUCAGAAGUAUUGGAGGUGCAAAUAGGAAGAGAUUCAGGCUUGAACUUGAGCCAGAGGAGGAAGAAUGUGAGAAUUCCGAAGAAGAGGAAGAGGAGAAGAAAGUGGAGGAGGGAAUUGCAAAGCCAGCCCCAGAAGCCUCUAAUGACAACAUGCCACUCAGUCAGCCCGUGGGCACAAUUAUGUCUCCACCCAACAUCCCGAAGCAGCAUCCAUCCCCUUCCAAACCAUCUGCAGAACCUGCGGUUUUUAUCCCAGUGGAUCGAACUCCUGAGAUUCAGGAAGCCAGGCUGAAGCUGCCAAUCCUUGCAGAAGAGCAGGUCAUUAUGGAAGCCAUUCAGGAGAACUCCGUUGUCAUCAUAUGUGGAGAAACUGGCAGUGGGAAGACCACACAAGUACCUCAGUUUCUUUAUGAGGCAGGAUAUGCUAGCUCCGGUGGCAUCAUUGGAAUCACAGAACCCCGGCGUGUGGCAGCGGUGUCCAUGUCGCACCGUGUGGCUACGGAAAUGAAUUUGUCACGUCGGGUGGUCUCGUACCAAAUCCGCUAUGAAGGAAACGUGACUGAUGACACCAAAAUCAAAUUCAUGACAGACGGUGUGUUGUUAAAAGAAAUCCAGAAGGAUUUUCUGCUGUCGAAGUAUAGAGUCAUUAUUCUUGAUGAAGCCCACGAAAGAAGCGUCUACACGGAUAUCCUGAUUGGCCUCUUGUCUCGCAUUGUGCCCCUUCGGAAGAAGAAAGGGCAUCCCUUGAAACUGAUUGUCAUGUCUGCUACGCUGCGUGUGGAGGAUUUUACUGCCAACACUAAACUGUUCCCUGUGCCGCCCCCUGUUAUUCAGGUUGACGCAAGGCAGUUCUCUGUAGCGGUUCAUUUUAACAAGCGGACCCCACUGGAUGAUUACAGUGCGGAAUGUUUCAGGAAAGUCUGCAAAAUUCACCGAAUGUUGCCUGCAGGGGGCAUCCUGAUAUUCCUCACCGGUCAGGCCGAAGUGCAUUCGCUGUGCAGGAGACUGAGGAGAGCCUUUCCUUUCCGCAAAAAUGUGUCCCAAGGUGAUGAAGAGAAACAAGAUACUGUCGAAGAAACCCGAAGAUUUAAGAAAUCCAGAAGGAAAAGUUUGGCGCUGCCCAAAAUUGAUCUAGAUAACUACUCUGUUAUGCCAGUUGACGAAGGAGAUGAAGAUAGAGAUGCCACUGUUGAUGAUGAUGAAGAGGCUGACCUUGCAGGCUCGGAUCUCGACUUGGAUUUGGGCGACAGUUGUCUGGAAGAAGAAGAGAAACAGGAUUCUUCCCUCCCGCUGUACGUUCUUCCUCUCUACUCCUUGCUGGCGCCUGAAAAACAAGCCAAGGUUUUCAGGCCCCCACCUCCUGGCACAAGGCUGUGUGUUGUUGCCACCAAUGUGGCUGAGACCUCUCUGACCAUCCCUGGCAUCAAGUAUGUUGUCGACUGCGGGAAGGUCAAGAAACGCUUCUAUGACAAAGUCACCGGCGUCUCCUCGUUCAAAGUCACCUGGAUAUCGCAGGCGUCUGCCAACCAACGUGCUGGACGGGCGGGCCGUACAGAACCGGGCCACUGCUACAGGCUCUACUCUUCAGCUGUCUUCAGUGACUUCGCAGAGUUCACUGCUCCUGAGAUCACCAGGCGACCAGUUGAAGAUUUGAUUCUGCAGAUGAAAGCUUUAAACAUUGAUAAGGUGAUCAAUUUCCCCUUCCCAACUCCUCCGCCAACCGAGGCACUUGUAGCUGCGGAGGAAUUGCUAAUUGCUCUUGGGGCCUUACAGGAACCCCCCAAAUCUGGAAGCCUAAGGAAGCUGCAGGAAGCCAAACUGAGCUGCCCCAUCAGUCCCCUGGGGGCUAUGAUGGCCGCCUUCCCAGUCUCUCCUCGCUACGCCAAGAUGCUUGCCCUGAGCCAAAAGCACCACUGCCUGCCCUACGUCAUUGCUUUAGUCUCGGCCUUGACCGUUCGGGAAUUCUUUGAAGACUUCAGCAGGCCAGGUGUUAGUGAGGAAGACCAAGAGAAGCUGAAAGGCAAAAGGGCACGGGUCGUACAGAUGCAACGGAUCUGGGCUGGACAAGGAUCCUCCCAGAAGCUGGGAGACCUCAUGGUGAUGCUAGGAGCCGUGGGUUCCUGCGAAUAUGCCGGAUGCACAGCUCAGUUCUGCGAGGCCAAUGGCUUGCGCUACAAAGCCAUGGUGGAAAUCCGGCGCUUGCGGGGGCAGCUCACAACGGCAGUUAAUGCCAUCUGCCCCGACGCUGGCCUCUUCGUCGAUCCCAAAAUGAAGCCCCCGACAGAGACGCAGGUGACGUUCUUGAGGCAGAUAGUCCUGUCUGGACUGGGAGACCAUGUUGCCAGGAGGAUCCAAGCAGAGGAACUUCUGGAUGAAAAGUGGAAGAACGGUUACAAGACCCCUCUUCUGGACGACCCCGUCUUCAUCCACCCCAGUUCGGUCCUCUUCAAAGAGCUCCCAGACUUUGUAGUUUAUCAGGAAAUUGUGGAAACCACCAAAAUGUACAUGAAAGGUGUUUCGGUGGUUGAACCGGAAUGGAUCCCGUUGAUUUUACCUCCGUACUGCCACUUCGAAAAGCCACUGGAGAACCCGGCUCCUUUCUAUUGUCCUGAAACGGGCCGAGUGCGCUGCCACAGGCCAAGUGUCUUUUAUCGAGUUGGUUGGCAACUUCCUGCUGUGGAGGUUGAUUUUCCAGAAGGUCUCGAGUGCUACAAAUACUUUGCCAAGUUUUUCCUGGAAGGGAAAGUAGUUAAAAGCUUGGCCACAUACAGCCGCUGCUUGCUGUCAAGUCCAGUCACAAUGCUGAAAACAUGGUCCAAACUCCAACCGAGGACUGAAUCCCUUCUCCAAGCGCUUGUUUCUGAAAAUGCCGAUAACUGGGACGCUUUACUCGCAGCCUGGAAGAAGAACCCGAAAUAUCUGUUGACCGAAUAUUGUCAGUGGCUCCCAGAAGCAACGCAUAAAGAAGUGUCUAAAAUUUGGCCCCCGGUGCCAUAGUGCUGUAGCCUUUUGAGGGAGGCCUUGUCGUGCCUAGAUCCAUCCAGGAACCAGCACUGGCUGUGGAACCACGGAAGAGAAAGAUGCCUUUGGGAGGGAAAAGAGACGAGCAAAAGAGGAAGUGUAAGGGGAAAAGGAAGGGGCGCUUCCUGCCAAGGAGUGCCUUUGUGGGGUGCUGUGCCAACUGGUUGUACUUCCAUGUAUAGGUUGGUUCUGGGCAGUCCAAGAAAGCCAGUUGAGAUCAGGAAUGCAUGGCAGGGCAUGGAUACCAAUAUGAUUAUCCCAACGGAGAAACCAGCGUCAUUCCAGCUCUGAACAGUCUUGACUGUUUGAGCACAGUUUGUUCAAGUCCAGGCCACAUGGCAGUCUGUGGCUAAUCCAAAUUGGAAGCCUGUUAUAUCAUAAGACACAACUCGAGAGGCUUUGAAGUCCCAUUUCCAGUUAUGAAAACGUACUUGGGUGCCUUAUCCUUUUUGUAUGGAGAUGCCUUCUGUAGAAACUGGUUAUAUCUGCCGUGAUAGAAGGCCUUGUAUGUCAGUUGACCUGUUUUGUAUCACUUCACCUUUGUAUAUUUGUCAAAAUAUUUGUAAUUUGUGGCAUUGAAAAAAAACGAAUGGGAAAUAAAGUGCAAUAUUUUUGCUUUUAACACUC